AUGACAGAGAAGGUAUUCAUCGGAGGUCUAGACAGGCUCCACGUGGUGCACAACCUGUGGACACGGUCCACAAUCGCAUCACCCGAAUAUGACGAAGAAGAACCAUGGACACUGAUCGAGGAAGUAGACUCCUCACCCAGCUCUGACGAUCCCUACGAGAACGUCAAACGGCCAUACGAGCAAGUCGUGCGUUGCAUACUGCGGAAACUCGCCGCCGUCGACAUUGCAUCCGACGAGUGCAUAACUGGUUCCGCCUCACCCGAGCUCAACGUUCUAGAAGCCCGAGAUCAAUGCGAGAACAGCCAAUUCAAGCUCGGAACCCUACAGGGCAGGGUCAUGAGAUGUGAUUUGUCUGAGGAGUGGGUGGAUCCUACUGGAUAUGACGAACAUAACGGGCCGGGGGCAUUUGCUGAGGUUGUUGCUGGAACUAUGCAGGAGAAGGUCUCCAUCAAAGGGUUGGAUAAAUAUGAACUGGCGCAUGCGUUGUGGGAGCGGUCACGUCCGAUCCUCAAGGUGAAUGUGGAGCUCCCUUAUGAUGCAGUGGUAGCUAGACGGUUGUGCGAUAAGCAUCGGUUUAACCUCGUUUAUUUCCAAGGGAAGGUGAUUAAUUGUGAUCUGUCCCGGGAGUCGGUGGAUUGUUGGGUGUACGAUAGUAUUAAUGGACGGGGAGCAUUUGCACAGGUGGUGGAAUGUAUGCAGCGGGGGCGUCUGAUUGAAGAAUCGGUGGAGGAUGUGUCCAUCCACGGUCUGGAUAAGCAUGAGCUGGUCCGGGCGUUGUGGAUGAGGUCGAAUCCCUCUCGGUUCUAUGCCAUGUGUGGGGUUCCGGUUCCGGAGUUUGAUGACGAGGCAGCUCGAGCGGAUUCAAAGGGGCUGAAUUUCAACUUUCGAUUUCUUCAGGGCCGAAUCAUGAAAUGUGAUCUGUCUGGGGAUACGGCCAGCCCUUGGGGAUACGACAGGUACACGGAGAAGGGGGUGUUUGCAAGGGUUGUGGAAGAUCUCCGGAACACUCUUCACAACUAG
Messenger RNA from Aspergillus ibericus CBS 121593, 1020 nucleotides. RefSeq lists its product as uncharacterized. The transcript has a single exon. Bases 1 to 1020 code for a protein of 339 amino acids. The record is from RefSeq and is a predicted model, not a curated record. NCBI's taxonomy places the organism in Eukaryota, Fungi, Ascomycota, Eurotiomycetes, Eurotiales, Aspergillaceae.